This is a messenger RNA of Columba livia (rock pigeon), 3056 nucleotides long. It is a transcript of the gene EOLA1, whose product is annotated as endothelium and lymphocyte associated ASCH domain 1. The transcript is spliced from 3 exons. The record is from RefSeq and is a predicted model, not a curated record. The coding region runs from base 166 to 636 and encodes 156 amino acids. Lineage: Eukaryota; Metazoa; Chordata; Aves; Columbiformes; Columbidae.
CCCCGCCCCGCCGGGCGCAGGCGACACCGCCCACACGCGGCAGCGGAGCCGCCGCCGCCACCUCCCGGCCCGACACCCCGUCACCCACCUUCCCCAGCGGCACCGAGCGAGCGAACGGCGCGGAGCUGGCGGCGCCAAGAAACGGGCUCUGAUGCAACAAAGACGAUGAAAUUUGGUUGCCUUUCCUUCCGACAGCCCUAUGCUGGAUUGGUUUUAAACAAAGUCAAAACAGUAGAGACUCGCUGGCAUCCUUUGCUAGCAGACUACAAGAACUGCACCGUUGCUAUUCAUAUAGCUGUUAAGGACUGGGAAGAUGAAACGUGGAGAACGAUUCUUUUGGAUAGGUUUGGUAUGACACCAAAACAAGUGCAAGAUUUGUUGGAUAGAGGGGAAAGAUUUGGCAGAGGAGUUAUUGCAGGAUUAAUUGACGUUGGAGAGACAUCACUAUGUCCAGAAAACUUGCCUCCUGAAAAGAUUCUGGAGCUGGAAAACAAAGCUGUCCUCAGCAACUUAGAACAGAAAUACUUGACUGUUGUUUCAAAUCCAAGAUGGCUCCUGGAACCAAUUCCUGCCAGAGGGGGAAAAGGUGUGUGGCAGGUGGACAUCCCUGAAGAACUGAUCCCUUCAGAAGUGUAGGUGUUGCCUCUCACUGUUAUUUUUCCUGCCUAAAUGCAAACUUGUAAUUCACAAGUCAGCAGUUUCAACGCUAUCAGUGAGUGGUUUAGGCUUCCCUUCCAAAACUGUUUGAAAAAGCAAGUACAGUUGAAGAAUAGCUCUUUUGAGGCAAAAUAAGCAAGAUGUAAUUUUUGUGACCAUUACUGGAUAUUAUUAAUGGUUUAGUAGAUUUUUCAUAUAUAAGUAACUCUUAAGUAAAUGUGAUUUUUAUUUUUAACAUAGAUGGGUGAUGUAUUAUAUGAUGUUCUACAGGCUUCUCAAAAGGAGGUAGAGAUCCACUGUAUGAGGUUUCUGUCCAUGGUGUAAAAGUUCCAGAAAGGACCAGAUUUUCCUCAUUCACAGGUUUGGUACAUUAGAUGUGCAUGUGAUGGGGAAGCAGGCUGCAGUUUAUAGCUCUGUGAUCUGACAGCCUUUAGACAAAGCCCUUUACUAGAAAGAAGGUGCUUGUAUAAAACUAAAUGAAGCACGUAUUAUAAAUUCCUUUCAUUAAGAUGAAAAACAUGAGUAAGCUUUGAAAAUCUAACAUUGAAUUAAAGAGAAGGGGGAAGAGUAACAAAUAGAAGUCAUUCAUUUUGGCACUUUGAGCUACUGGAGUAUAGCUUUCAAAGACUAGAUCUCUGUAAAGCACCUGAAGUCCAACACAAUCCAUCAAAGGAGAUCUUUCUUCAAACAAGAAAAUUCUAUACCAACACCAAUUGAGUUCCUAUCUUGAAAAGUUUAAUCAUUUACACCAACACGAAGUUGGUAAUGAAAACCAAGCUAUAAUACUUAUAUCAGCUGACAGCUGUAAAACCUAGAGCUAAUGUCUCUGGCAUAGGCUGCACACACAAUGCGAGAAGGAACAGCUUAUUCAGCAGUCAGUCUAAUGGGAGAAUGGUGUACAUGCUGCUCGAGAAGAAUUAAAACAUGAAACUGGAAAAGCAACAAAAGCAACACUUGACUCCCAAGCCAGUGCAAAAGUUGAAGUAUUUCCAUGGAAAUUGACAUAGCUAACUCAAAACAAGUGUCUAAGUUGCUAUACAUUCUGUUUCCUCCCAAAAAAGCUUUCCAGUCUUGCCUGAGAAGUGCAACACUCCCGUGCCUGUGGCUGGACAGAAAAAGAAGUAAAGAGGUACUAUAUUAAGGCAUCCCAAAAAAAGCAUUUAAAACAGACAUGGAAAUCAAGUGUAUAUUUAGGACCUAAAAGACACCUGAAAUAGCAUAGGUAUUUCAUACAGGGUUUUUAAAAAAAUACUUUUAGAUAAUACUUAUACUGUACAGGACAAGACUUUUAAACAAUAUAUUACACUGCUAAAAUGUUCAUAUAAAUACUAUACAGGCAAGCGUGCAACCAACCCGUUCACAAAUUAGACCACCAUGUAUCUCUGCAAAAGCUCUCAGAUUAUCUUCAAGAUCGCUGAUUUGUGUACUCCAAGCCACUGAUUUGGCAGUACCCAUUUUAAAGGAACUGGGACAAGGCAUGAGAUGAAAUACAUUUGUCUGCUGAUUCCCAAUUCCCGUUUAAUGUGCUGCUGUCAUCUUAAUCUGGCAUAUCAAUGUUUAACUUGGGAGGUGGAAUCACGUAUUUUCCAGGACUCUGUGUAAUGACCACUCCAGUCUUUUUUCGAAACAUCGGUGCAAUUUUUGGUGGUUCAGGCAGUGGUGUUUCUUCUGUUUCCUCAUGAUCUUCAUGGUGAAGAUCAUAUGAAAUGUUUCCAUACUCUCGUAAGAACGGGAAAAUUUCAAGCAGGAACUGGCAAAAGUCUUUGCGAAUUCCAAACCACCCUAAAAAAACCCAAAAAAAUCAUUUCACAUGAUUGAAGAACAGAAUGAAAAUGUAAUAAAGUAGUCAGGCUACGCAAUCUCAUGACAUGUGGUGGCAUAGGCAGACACAGAUUAUUAAAUCUAUGCACUCAAUAUUCCCCAAAUAGUUUUGUUAGCCAAAUACAAUGUGAUGACAGGACUCCUUGCUAUUACCUGCACUAGAUUAGAAAACGGUCACAACUAAGCAGCAGAGAGCACUAUUUGGCCAAAGAGGAGAGAGAACACUAGUUCAGGUGACUAGGACAAAUGCUAAGGGAAAAAUGGUGCUAUGCUGUUUUCAGAACCCAGAGCAGAAAGAUCCAGUCACAUCCCAUGAGAAUGAAACCCACGGAAAUAAGGAAGGAUAAAAAGCUAAGUGGAAAUUAAAAUCCCAUUGAGAUUUCAAGUUGAGUCCAAGCAGAAGUUACGCUCUUAUAGGAAUGAGAAAAAAAAAAAAGCAAGAGACACCAUAAACACUGAAAACUUACUAAAAUCACCUGAAAAGAGUAACAGACACAUCAGAAUUAUUUCAUGAGGGCACAUACACAAAAAAGUCCUUUUUGAAAAUACAAAUAUUAAUAAAAUGCAUUAAGCCUGGA